AUGGGUGCGCAGACCCCUCCACACGGGCUUCCGACCCACCGCGCUUAUCCCUUCCAAUUGCUGCAAUCAGUCUCCAGAGAUGUUAAUUGGCUUCCAAAGUGGAUGAGCGAUGAGUCAUUUUCAUCCAAUGAGAGAAAACAGCCUCCAGAGACUCUUCGUCUGUUGGCCAGCGAGAGAGUCAAUUCCCAGGAUCCUCCUGCUCGCGGACUCGAUCUUCCAGGCGGGCAAAGUUCAGCUGAGAGCCACAAGAGAGCAGUCUUCGCAGCACCUGCUAAUCCAGAACGUCGGGCACUGGCACAAGCACUGUGUGGACAGACUCUCUGGUUCUGUGAGUGUUUUUUCUGGUCCUGUGUUGGACCUGGAGUUCUUAGGGGGAUGGCUCGCAAAGGCACUUCAAAGGCCAAGAGUUUUACUCCUGAAAAGAUACUUGGAGAUUGUCUAGGUGUUCCUGUAUCUCAAGAGGGUCGUUUGACACUGAGUUUCUUCUUGAAUGGCUCAAGGACUGAAGCAUCCCACAAAAUAAUUCUACUGAAUAACUCCCAGAAGCUGCUGGCCCUAUACAAACCCUUGGCCUGAAUCAUACCUGAGUCCCUGAAGGUGUACGGCUCUGUGUACCACAUCAAUCACAGGAACCCCUUCAACAUGGAGGUGCUAGUGGACUCCUGGCCUGAGUAUCAGAUGGUUAUUAUCCAGCCUCAAAAGCAGGAGAUGACUGACAAUAUGGAUUCAUACACAAACGCAUAUUGCAUGUUCUCCAAAGAGACUAAAACAUCACAAGAAGUUUUGAUAUGUGAGAUCAUAAACUGGAAACACAUACUCCAAAUCCAAGGUCUUCAAGAAAGUUUAGGUGAGGGGAUAAGAGUGGCUGCAUUUUCAAAGUCACUGAAGGUAGAGCAUUCGAGAGCAGUCCUCUUUAUUAUGGAGAAUAUCCUGAAGUUCCAUGACUCCAAUAAAAGCAAGCUUGGAAGCUGAGCUGAGUCAGGCCACCCAGACGAUGAAUUUGAGAGUGAAACUCCCAACUUUAAGAAUGCCCCGCUGGUUGUCUCUUAUUCAGGGCUGGUAAAUGAUAACUGGAGGUGAGGGAAGAAUGAGAGGAGCCGGCGUUACAUCAAGCGCUGUAUAGGAGCACUGCCAGCAGCCUGUAUGCUAGGUCCAGAUGGGGCUCCGGUAUCAUGAUUAACCUUGGACACUUCUUGUGAUGUAGGAAUAGCCUACAGCGUGGAAACAUACCAAACGACAGGCAACAUGGCACGGGUGAUCGUGGGAUUCAUGAAAUAUCUGCAUCAGAAUAAUAGUCCAUUUUACUUCUCUUUUCUAGAAGUAAAUGAAGACUCCCACAGAUUUGUGGGGCAGUUCUGUUCCUUUGAGGCCACCUGUGAUUACCACCAAUGGACCAGGUGGUACCCAGAGAAUCUAGUUCCAUUUUAG
Messenger RNA from Nomascus leucogenys (northern white-cheeked gibbon), 1428 nucleotides. Its product is annotated as glycine N-acyltransferase-like protein 1. Gene Ontology annotation, molecular function: L-glutamine N-acyltransferase activity; glycine N-acyltransferase activity. The record is from RefSeq and is a predicted model, not a curated record. Gene Ontology annotation, cellular component: mitochondrion. NCBI's taxonomy places the organism in Eukaryota, Metazoa, Chordata, Mammalia, Primates, Hylobatidae. Gene Ontology annotation, biological process: L-glutamine metabolic process.